Closterium sp. Naga37s-1 is the source of this 163-nucleotide messenger RNA. The record is from the annotation of a GenBank genome assembly. NCBI's taxonomy places the organism in Eukaryota, Viridiplantae, Streptophyta, Zygnematophyceae, Desmidiales, Closteriaceae.
CUGGUUGCCGACCUUGCUUCGUAGCCGUGCUCUUCAAGACCUACCCCUUCUCACCAUCCGCCCCUUCACCCUCCUCCUCCUCUCCUCUCUCCCCUCAUUCCCUCCCCAUCUCACUCUCUCCUCCGCCUUUCUCCUCUCCUCAUCUGCCGCAGCUGGUUGUUGA